Molecule: messenger RNA, 300 nt
Organism: Exophiala aquamarina CBS 119918
Lineage: Eukaryota; Fungi; Ascomycota; Eurotiomycetes; Chaetothyriales; Herpotrichiellaceae
Exons: 1
Cellular component (GO): mitochondrion; cytosol
Molecular function (GO): deaminase activity
Source: RefSeq, a predicted model, not a curated record
CUGGCUUUCACGACCGCCUGCAUUCCACUGGACCUAGCAACGAUCAAGCUUGUUGGACGCACCGGCCAAGAUCAACUUCGCCGAAUCUUCGAUAAUCUUAAAAUCAUCCUCGAGAAGUCAGGCACAUCACUCGAUCGAAUCAUCAAGCAGAAUGUUUACCUUACCGACUUCGAUGAUUUCGAGGCAUUCAACCAGGUGUCGGCCGAAUAUUUGGGCGACCACAAGCGGGUAAAAGCUACCAUGAAGGCACUCGAACUGCCUAAGAAAGCUAAGAUGGGUCUAGACGUUGUUGCGGCCUAG